AUGAGCGGUCUCGCCGAUCCCCCGUCCAGAAGUCCGCUUAUCCUCACUGCUAUCGAUGCGCCCGGCAAAACCCGCAAGAUUCCUGUCCUUGCCUCCUCCGUUCCUCCCUCCAGCCAGUCCACCGGUGAUCCCAUGGAGGUUACUCCUCCUGCCUCGGGCGCUGCGCCCCCCAUCCAUAGCAGUCCCGAUAGCGAUCGGGCGGGCGCAAGCAACACCACCGCCACCUCCAAUGGCUCUACUGAACCUUCCAAUGUGAACCACCAUGCCGCUCCCACUCAAGCCAUCGGUGCGGCGGCGGCUGCUCAGCAGCCAAAGGUCGUUCAGACGGCCUUUAUUCACAAGCUCUACAAUAUGCUAGAGGAUCCCAGUAUUCAGCACCUCAUCUCGUGGUCGAGUACGAAUGACAGCUUCGUCAUGUCCCCGACUUCCGAAUUCUCCAAAGUCCUGGCUCAAUACUUCAAGCACACCAACAUCUCGUCCUUCGUCAGGCAGCUGAAUAUGUACGGAUUUCAUAAAGUGAGCGAUGUAUUCCACACCGGUUCGCCAGACUCCGCUCUGUGGGAGUUUAAACAUGGGAAUGGCAACUUCAAGCGCGGAGAUCUUGUGGGAUUGCGAGAGAUCAAGCGGCGCGCAUCCCGUCAUGCAUUGAUCCAUCGCGACUCAUUUCCUGGUCACAAGGCCGCCGCCUCCCAGCCCGGCACCCCCGCUGAGCCAGUUCCCGAUGUCACCGAGUCCCGUUUGAUGAAUCUAGAACACUCCAUGUAUGACUUGCAUGCUCGUCUAAGGAACGCCGAAGAAGGAAAUGCGACCCUUAAUGCAAGAUGUCAAUCCAUGGCCGAGAGCUUAACCAGGUGUUAUCACUGGACUCACUCAAUUUCACGUUUCCUCCAAGGCAUGAUCCCCGAUCGCGAGAGCCUUCUGUAUCGAGACGUGGCCUCCAUGCAGGCGGAAUUGGAGAAGCACCUUGAGGCUGUGCGGGCCCUGGAGCAUCCUCCGGACCCAUAUUUGGCUGUCCGACAACCCUACGUCACCGGCAUUUCUGGCGAUGCAGGUCCGCCGCUGUCGCCGCGCCAAAUGCCCCCGGAAGAGAGUCGCCGCCCAUCGAUGCUGGACCCCUCGAGGGCCGGUAUGAUUCGGCCCCCUGUCCCCCCUCAUCUGGCCGUCUCUCCGCGGCGGUACGGGUCAAUUGGCGCUGGAAAUUCUUCCCCCAGCUACAACCGUCCGCAAGUGCCAGCGGUCGUCACUCCGCAGCAACCCAUGCCUCAUCCUCUUUCGUCCGUAUCCUCUCCGCCUGGGCCUAAUCUUGCGCGCCGACACACUUCGGCGGACAUCAGACAGCAUGGUUGGCCGCCACCGGGAGUGUCGCCAUUCCCUUCCGCACACCCCCCGCAGCCAACGAACCCCUGGUCUCCCUCUCGACACCGGACUCCGACGUCAAGUGAGCAAUCGGUCCGAGAUGUGUUAGCCCAGUAUGAAAUGGGUGCACCGCGGCGUCUGCAGGAACAUCGACACCCAACUCCCCCUUUGCACCCCGAUCAGAAUCCCCCAACCGAUAACGGCUGGUCUUUAGGACCUAGAUUCCCUCGACACGAAUCAUCCUUGCCAGCAACUCGACGUUCCAGCAUGGCCAGCAAUGUUCAUUCGCUUCUGAACCCGGCUGAUACCGCUGAACGGCCGGACGAAGACCAGCAUGCUAUGGCCGACGAUCGGAAACGGAAGCGAUUGGAAUAA
This is a messenger RNA of Aspergillus costaricaensis CBS 115574, 1731 nucleotides long. Its product is annotated as HSF-type DNA-binding domain protein. Gene Ontology annotation, biological process: regulation of DNA-templated transcription. The coding region runs from base 1 to 1731 and encodes 576 amino acids. Gene Ontology annotation, molecular function: sequence-specific DNA binding; DNA-binding transcription factor activity. The transcript is spliced from 6 exons. Lineage: Eukaryota; Fungi; Ascomycota; Eurotiomycetes; Eurotiales; Aspergillaceae. The record is from RefSeq and is a predicted model, not a curated record.